Molecule: messenger RNA, 2097 nt
Organism: Thrips palmi
Lineage: Eukaryota; Metazoa; Arthropoda; Insecta; Thysanoptera; Thripidae
Product: mitochondrial tRNA methylthiotransferase CDK5RAP1
Exons: 10
Coding region: 227-2041 (604 amino acids)
Biological process (GO): tRNA modification; negative regulation of cyclin-dependent protein serine/threonine kinase activity
Cellular component (GO): cytosol; mitochondrion
Molecular function (GO): 4 iron, 4 sulfur cluster binding; tRNA-2-methylthio-N(6)-dimethylallyladenosine(37) synthase activity
Source: RefSeq, a predicted model, not a curated record
AGUGGUGGGGGGACGAGCUGGCACGAGUUUGUAUUUCUUCGUGGUUUUGUGGUAUUUAUCUUCUGCUUGUUGACAACAUUCAUGGUGAUUCGCCCUGAAUUACGUAUGAUGUUGAGAGAAGAUCCCAGAAAGGGUCCAUUAGACUGAAAUUAUAUGUCAGUGGCUCUAAAAGAAAACUUUCCGGAUCUUAGGUGAUGCUUUCUAGGUCCAUGAACAUAUUGAGAAAAUGCAUCGGAAAGUGACCUUCCAAUUAGUUGAUGGGCUCAUAAAUAGAAGUAGUUCUAGAAGAGUUUUUUUAAACGCACUUCACCGUGGUGCGCGAUGUAUGUAUGAGAAAAGUAUUUGGACAUCUUCAUUACGAUGUAAUAAUGACCAAGGGGCUCCAGCAAAUAAGGUGUCUGGCAAGGAGCUGUUUAAAAGUGGCCCGUCUCUUCAUGAUUUCAUCGCAAACUCAGCCGCUACAGCAGCACCGGAGGGAAACACUGACUCUGAUGUGAAUCCUUAUUUAACCCCUGGAAGUUAUGGGGGCAUGGGAAGAAAAGUUUACUUUCACGUCAAAGGUUGUCAAAUGAAUGUUAACGAUGUGGAGGUUGUAUGGUCAAUCCUUCAAGGAGUAGGAUUUGAACGAACUGAAAAUGUUCAUGAUGCAGAUGUAAUUCUUGCAAUGACAUGUUCCAUUCGAGAGAAAGCUGAGCUUAAAAUUUGGCACUUUCUUGAUUAUUGCAAUGGUCUGAAAAAGCAACGACCCAAAUCCCAAGUUCCAUUAAGAAUUGGUAUACUAGGUUGUAUGGCAGAGAGACUGAAAGAGUCUUUAUUAGAUAAGGAGAAAUCACUAGACCUGGUUGCCGGCCCAGACAGCUAUAAAGAUCUUCCUAGAUUGCUAGCUUUGACUGACAACAAUCAGAAGGCUGUAAAUGUUUUACUGUCCCUGGAUGAAACCUAUGCUGAUAUUAUGCCUGUACGUUUAAAUCAAGACUCAAUAUCAGCUUUUGUGUCAAUCAUGAGAGGGUGUGACAAUAUGUGCACCUAUUGCAUUGUACCAUUUACCCGAGGUAGAGAGAGAUCUAGACCAAUGGAAUCUAUACUUGAAGAAGUUAGACAUCUGUCUGGGCAAGGUAUAAAGGAAGUGACACUACUUGGUCAAAAUGUCAACAGCUACUGUGAUAAAUCAGCAGUUUCACACUAUGGUGGACUAGAGAAAGAUGAACCAACUCAUCUUGCAAAAGGAUUUAAAACAGUUUACAAACCGAAGAAAGGUGGAACUCGUUUUGCUGAUCUACUUGAUCAAGUUUCUAGAAUUGAUCCGGAAAUGCGCAUUCGCUUCACUUCACCACACCCAAAAGAUUUUCCCGAUGAGGUACUCCAUCUGAUUCAGGAACGAUCUAAUAUUUGUUCAUCUCUGCACAUACCAGCACAAAGUGGAAAUAGUGAAGUCCUAGAACGAAUGAGAAGAGGAUACUCUCGUGAAUCCUAUCUGGAACUUAUUCAUCACAUACAGAGCUUCUUGCCUGAUGUAGCAUUUUCUAGUGAUUUUAUUGCUGGCUUUUGUGGUGAAACCGAAGAACAAUUUGCUGAUACUUUAAGUUUAAUAGACCAAGUUCCGUACACAACUGGAUUUCUCUUUGCUUACAGUAUGAGAGAGAAAACAACUGCUCACAGAAGAUACGAGGAUGAUGUUCCUGAAGAAGUCAAACUACGUCGGUUGAAAGAAAUGACUGAUUUGUUUUAUUCUAAAUCUCAAGCUCUGAAAAGAGAAAAAAUUGGACAACACCAAUUAGUUCUUGUGGAAGGGAAUAGCAAAAGAGGAUCAGAUUUAAAAGGACGCAAUGAUGGCAAUGUAAUAGUCAUAUUUCCUAAUGAGGAAAUACCUGUCUCUGAGUCGUCUGUGGAAAAAUCAAUAGUUAAGCCUGGUGACUAUGUUGUUGUGGAGAUUGAUCGAACUGCAAAUGUGCUGAUGGGUCAAGCCUUAUACCACACUACAUUAUCGGAAGGGGUUGCCAAGGUCGUGAAUUCUUCCAGAAGUCAACAAGUGUGUAUUUAAGUUGUAUCAUUGUUAAAAUUUAUAUGUCUUUAAAAUUAACUUGAGGCAAAACUUUA